AGCUGCGGCCGAGCCACUGCCGAAGGCAAACCCGAGCGCGGCCAUCCCGGACCCCGCGCCGCCGGCCUCUGGCCCGCGGACGGCGGGCAUGCUGGCAUGGCAGGACGGCGGGGCCAAAGCGGCUCCUUCCCACCACAAGAUCUCCUUCUCGGUCCUGGACAUCCUGGACCCGCAGAAAUUCACCCGCGCUGCGCUCCCGGCCGUGCGCCCUGCUCCCCGGGAAGCCAAGAAAAGUUUGGCAGAGGCCGAAGCGGGGAAGGACGCCAGCCCGGGGGACCAGGCCUGGCAGCGGGAGACCCCUGAUGCUGCUGCGUCCCCCCUGGAGGGCUCGGAGGCAGAGGAGGCGGAGGAGGAGGAGGAGGAGGCGGAGGACGCGGGGCGGCGGCGGCGGCGGGAGAGGGCUGCGUGCCUGCAGACAGGCUUGGCGCGCUCCCCCGAAGCCCCGGCAGCGGCGUUGGCGGCGGGGGAGCAUGGUGCGGGAGGCCUCGCUGGCUCCCCGGGCUCGCCCGGCUCCCCGCGGCCCCGGCGCCGGCGUGCGGAGCCCAGCUGCGCCAAGCCGCGGCGUGCGCGCACCGCCUUCACCUACGAGCAGCUGGUGGCCCUGGAGAACAAGUUCCGGGCCACGCGCUACCUGUCGGUGUGCGAGCGCCUGAACCUCGCGCUGUCGCUCAGCCUCACUGAGACGCAGGUCAAAAUUUGGUUCCAGAACCGCAGGACCAAGUGGAAGAAGCAGAACCCCGGCGCCGACGGGGCGGCGCCGGCAGGGGGCGGCGCGCCCCAACCCGGGGUGGCGGCGGGGUCGGGCGCCGGGGGCAGCCCUGGUCCGCCGGGCCCCGGCGCUGUGCCCUUCCAGACUUUCCCCUCCUACUCCGGGGCCAACGUCCUCUUCCCAGCCGCCGCCUCCUUCCCACUGACGGCCGCCGCCGCCGGGGGCCCCUUUGCGCCCUUCCUCGGGCCCUCCUACCUGACCCCUUUCUACGCCCCGCACCUGUGAACCCGAAGCCUCCCUGGGUCCCGUUUCAUCGCGACUCACGCAUGAUUGCUGUCGUCGUGAGGUCCCCACUCCACCGAGGGGCGCCCACGCGCAGGGUCCGCCCCCUCCUGGUGCGCGGGUGUCUGCGCGCCCCUUCCCCUCCAGCUGCCGGGAGGCGCCGCCAGAGGGCAGGGAGAAGCUGCCUGCCGACUCCCAGCCGCGCUCCUUCCCGCCGCGCCGACCCCCUAAAUCCACGCGGUCCACAAAGCGGGUCAAGGAUCUGUCAUCUUUCAAAGUGUCCUGAGAUGGAGGCUGUCCUCAAAUCUUCCCGUUUCUGGACCUUGCUUCUCACUUUCGGGCAGACUGACUUCUGUUCAAGGGCUUUUGUUGAGGGUCUGCGUGUUCCGCGCGGGGCUAACAAAGCUGCGAGGACGGAGAAGCCAGGGACCCCAGGCCCGUGCCGCUCUGCUCACACCUAGUAUGGAAUCUUCAAAGGUUUUCGCUCACUGGGAGGGUAAGGAGCUUUCCCUUUUCAUAGCUGAUUGUUUCCCUUUUCAUACUUGAUUACUGGCCCAAACCCAGCUAUCCCUCCCAAAUACUGAACAAAGCUGGAGAGGGCUGGGUCCACGAGCACACACUGCCGCUGUGAAAUGGACUAUUUUUUAAAUGCAUAAAACUCUGCAUUUUUAGAUGUUCAUUUAAGAUUCGGACUUGAGCUGAAUUUGUUCCAAAAAGGCUCUCCAUAGGCUAUUCCUGAGAGAAUGGUACCUUAUUUUCUAAGAAGACCAGAAGUUUGUGCUAGGAAAUGUAACUGCUCUGUAGCCAGACUUACCUGCUGGAGUAGACACAGUUCUGCUGCGCUGCGAGUUUUCAGAGCAUCUUUGACAAGCCACCGCCAUGGCCCCAAAUGCAUUAAAAAAUGAUAAUGAAGGGACCAGUGGCUCAACUGAAAUCUUCAAGUCUAUGCAUGAGACUGCCCAUUUUGAUUUGCAGUAUUUACUACUUUAAAACUUCCGUCCCAGCCCUUCCUAGGCUGCAAAUAGUGCACAAAGCUGGGGGAGAGUUAGCGCCUGCAGCACACAUUGCCGUCAUGAAUUGGGCUGUUUUAAGAUUCUGGCUUGAAAGCAAUUCUUCUUCCAAACAGACUCCGUGAUGGCAUGAUGAACAAGCAAAAAGUUGUAACAGGCUGUGAAAUAAAUACUUUGAGUGUAAAGAGCUACCGUGGAAGCAAAAAGCACAUUCAUGGUGAAUUCAACUGCAGGAACGUGAUAUGUGGGCAUGCAUUCUCACUGCUACUUUAUCUCCCUUAAAAAUUAGUUCUUCUGCAAAGUUCUCUUGCCAGCUUUGGUUGGAAUACUCUUCCCUUAGUUGUCUAUGUAGUAUGGUUUGUAAGCCCAUAUGUCAGAAACCCAGAUGUCCCCGACUAGGUCAUGUAUGUUUCGUUCUCACCUUUCUUUGAUUACCUGAGGCCUGCUGAUAUCUAUAUGGGUACCAUAUUCCUUGCUAUUUCUUGAUAGCCUAUGCCAUUAAUAAUUGUAUUUAAUGAUCAAUGGCUUUAUAUAAAGGAAAAGCACACUGGUAUUAUGAACACAUGAUAUUAUUAUAAUCUUGAAAUAUUUAGAUCUAUUACUAUCAGGAAUGAAAGAAAAUAUCCUCCCUUUCUCCCAAAUUAAAUGGAGACUUCAUAUUCAUGUGGCUCUCACAAGAUCUGAGAACAUGUAUUAUUUGUAUUAUUUACUAAACUCUUUGUCUUCUAUUCUAAAGAAGAAAAGUGUCCCCAAACAACACACUGUAACUUUCUAAAAGACAAUUGAUGCCAGAUGAGAUUAAAAAUGCCAUUAAAAAUCUAGUAGAGAAUAUUGUUUUAUUCACUUUACAUGUUGCUAAACACCCCCUCUGUAACCAUUUGUUGGUUUCUCAAAAGCAACACAUUCCCUGUGUUGUGAACAGACAAUUCAAGGGCACAGAGGCAAGAUCUGUAACAAAGAAGCUGAAUUUCUGUAAGAUGUGGGAAACAUUUCAUUCCUCUCUGGUACCCGAAUCACAGAAGACUCCAGUUGAAGAGAGGGACAAGGCAGGGAGGCGGGAGGCUAUUGCGUCUGUGGACCAGCAUGGAGGGCUGUCGUUCCCAACUUUUCUCAUUUCUACAAAUUGUAACACAGCUCAAAGUGGGUGACUUUGGACUUCUGCUGCUUUAAAAGGCCCAGUGGCUUUCCAACCAAAUCCUUAGACUCAAUCUAUUGAUGUGUUUGUCUAAUAAAUUCGUUUUGUAAUGA
Messenger RNA from Equus caballus (horse), 3249 nucleotides. It is a transcript of the gene NKX1-2, whose product is annotated as NK1 homeobox 2. Gene Ontology annotation, molecular function: RNA polymerase II cis-regulatory region sequence-specific DNA binding; DNA-binding transcription factor activity, RNA polymerase II-specific. Lineage: Eukaryota; Metazoa; Chordata; Mammalia; Perissodactyla; Equidae. The record is from RefSeq and is a predicted model, not a curated record. Gene Ontology annotation, cellular component: nucleus. Gene Ontology annotation, biological process: cell differentiation; regulation of transcription by RNA polymerase II.